Molecule: messenger RNA, 1159 nt
Organism: Cyprinus carpio (common carp)
Lineage: Eukaryota; Metazoa; Chordata; Actinopteri; Cypriniformes; Cyprinidae
Product: C-type lectin domain family 17, member A-like
Source: RefSeq, a predicted model, not a curated record
UGAACCCCUCAUACUGAUUUCAAUCAGAGCAGUUCUCUAUUUGAAAAUCAGCAGUUCACAAAAUGGCUGAAAAUAUUUAUAUAAAUACUCCCAUGCGGCAUAAUCCAGGAUCAGCAGUGAAAGAUCAAAAUAAGAAGUGUGUUCUCAAUAAGAGGGAUGGUGUCUAUUUGGUGGUCCUUCUCUCUGUUCUCCUCUUUUUGUCUCUGCUGGCUACUGCAGUGUUGGCUCACCUGUAUUACACCAGUAACACAAAUCAGUUAAUAGGAUGUGAGCCAGUGAAAAACAACUCAAAUCUAGAAGUCAACAAGCCAUCACUUCCCUGUUCUUAUAAAGGUUUGCCAGAGAAGUGGGUCCAGGACAAGGGGAGAUUCUAUGUUUUCUGCAGUGAUACAAAGGACUGGAACAGCAGCAGACAACGCUGUCAGGAUCUGGGUGGAGACCUGGUCAUCAUCAACAGCAGUGAGGAGCAGGAAUUUCUUGCUCAGCAAAUAGUCACUUUUAACGCAUUGGUGCUACACUGGAUCGGCCUGACUGACCACCAGACUGAGGGAGUAUGGCUUUGGGUGGACAACACCCCCCUAAACAACAACGUCUCAUGGUGGAUCUUCCCUCCUGACGAUGAUGAUAUACAUGAUCCCAUGGGUGAAGACUGUGCUGUAAUAAAUGGAUACGUAAAAGGAGAAAAAUGGGGAGAUAUUUCUUGCUUGAAAACGCAAAGAAGCAUUUGUGAGGUUCCAUGUUCUUGAUCAUUAGUACUACAGUAGCUACACUCUUACAAAUAAAGGUUUCAAAAAGGGGGUUUUCACAGUGAUUUCAUAGAUAAACCAUUGCUGGUCCCCCAAAGAACCUUUCAGUAAACAUUUUUUAAAAGAACCAUUUUUAGUGUGAAGAACAUUAUAGUAUAAUAAUCUAAACAACCCUUUUCCACUGUUAAGAACCUUUUGUGGAAUGGUAAGAUUUGGAUGUCAAAGGUUCUUUUGACACUUUAUGACUUUCAAUAUCACUGUUAUAUAUAUAUAAAGUGUACUGUAUACAAUACAGUUAAGAAAGAUUUAUAUUCUUUAUUUUGUAAUUAUUGUUCGCAGCAUCGGCCAUUUGUGCAUAUACAACAUGAAGGAAGAAAUAAAAAGACAUGAGUGAACAUACAAUGGAUACAGCA